Molecule: messenger RNA, 738 nt
Organism: Trypanosoma conorhini
Lineage: Eukaryota; Euglenozoa; Kinetoplastea; Trypanosomatida; Trypanosomatidae
Product: retrotransposon hot spot (RHS) protein
Exons: 1
Coding region: 1-738 (245 amino acids)
Source: RefSeq, a predicted model, not a curated record
AUGCAGCUUGUCGGCCCGCUGCCGCGUGGCAUCUUCAGUGCGGCUGCGUUCGAUGGGCGCACUGCGGCGGGUGACGGCGCCGUGCGGGCGACUGAUGCCCCGGUUGCCGAAGACGACUGUGCUCGGGAAGGCGCGAAACUGUGGGGUGCGGGGAAUCCGUUUCGGAGGGCUGUGAGGAUUGAGCGGGAGUGUGGCGCACACGGUGCGGAGGCCGUGCGCUACACAAAUGUGUGUUGCCUCUUUGAUCUUCGAAUGGGGACACGUUUGUUUGAGUGGUUCUGGGCCCCAGCGAGUGCCUCUCGCGGUUACGGCGUGCCGCUCGCCUUCCUGAAAAGCUCCAGAAGCCGCGUGCCCCGGACCCACACGCACACACGCUGGGGGAGGAGGGCCUUUUGCGGGUGCGGCAGAAAAAAGAGGGAGGGGCUCGCGGGGCUGCGGCCGCCAACGGGACGGCAGGCAAAGCGCUGCGUGUUGCGGGCGGGCCUGGCGUCGCGUCCCGGGGAGGGGCUUGGAGAUGUGGGCGCCGCAGGAGCCUUCAGGCUGAGAGGGUGGACGGACGCAACGUGCGGGGAGUUGCGCGGGAGCGGCGGCCGAAGACGCUCUGCUCUUGGGCGCCUCCUUUUUUUAUCGUUUUUUGGGUUCCCGGCGGGGGAGGAAUUUGUUUGGCUGCGGUUUGCAGCGGCGGAUGCGCAGCACAACACUACUGCCAGCGCGGCGAGGCAGCGGCCCAGCGAGUGA